GAAUGCUCAAGAGAACAAGCGCACUGAUCAAGCACGUUCCGUCGCUAUCAAUCAAAUUCUCCACGACACGACCAGUAGCCAUGACGCACAAGCUAAACAUCAACUCGAGCGUCAAGCUCGCCUCAGGAUAUGAGUUGCCCUUGCUGGGAUAUGGUGUCUAUCAAACCCCAGCAGAUGUUUGCGCAGCCGUGACCACUCACGCGAUCAAGUCGGGCUAUCGCCACGUUGACAGCGCCACUGUCUACAGAAACGAGGAGCCAGCCGCCAAAGGUAUGCUCGCUGCUGGCAUUGAAAGAGAGCAGCUCUUCUUCACGUCCAAGGUCCCACCAAAGGAGAUCAACUACCAAGACGCGAAAAAGUGCGUAGAUGAAAGCCUGAAGAAGACAGGUCUUGCCUACAUUGACCUGUACUUGUUACAUGCUCCAUAUGGAGGCAGAGAUGGUAGACUGGGCGCCUGGAAGGCUCUCGUCGAAGCAGUGAAUGAAGGCAAAGUCCGCUCUAUCGGCGUCUCCAAUUUCGGUGUACAACAUCUUGAAGAGCUCGAAGCCUGGCAGAAGGAGCAAUCUUCUCCCAAAGAAGCUGGUAUUCUUUCAGUGAAUCAAGUCGAGCUGCAUCCAUGGCUUGCUCGCCCAGAUAUCGUGAAGUGGUGUAAAGCCCGCAAUGUCGUUCUGGAGGCCUAUUGUCCCCUGGUCAGAGCAACUCGCAACGAGGAUCCCACGCUCGUGCCGCUCGCUAAGAAGCACAACAAGACCCCAACCCAGAUUUUGCUGAGAUGGGGCCUGCAGCAGGGUUUUGUUAUUCUUCCAAAGAGCGUUACGCCCUCGAGAAUUGAAGAGAACACUGGCUUGUAUGACUUUGAGCUGGACAAGGAGGAUCUCGAAGCUCUGGACACGGGGGCAUACGAGCCUUGUGCGUGGGAUCCAACAAUAGAGCCGCUUGAGAAGUGAGCUCAUGCUUGAACAUGCUCAAGUUUCAGCUGGCCACGCGACAGAUUCGGAAAAGCGGGUAUGGUGCAGCAGCACCGAAUGCAACGACAUGACCCAUAUUAGUAGAGGUUUUUGAUACACAUCCCAGACAGCUCUGUCGGCCAUCCGUAAG
Sphaerulina musiva SO2202 is the source of this 1098-nucleotide messenger RNA. RefSeq names its product 2,5-diketo-D-gluconic acid reductase A. Gene Ontology annotation, molecular function: oxidoreductase activity. The transcript is spliced from 4 exons. The record is from RefSeq and is a predicted model, not a curated record. The annotation marks the transcript as partial. NCBI's taxonomy places the organism in Eukaryota, Fungi, Ascomycota, Dothideomycetes, Mycosphaerellales, Mycosphaerellaceae.